Molecule: messenger RNA, 5128 nt
Organism: Lytechinus pictus (painted urchin)
Lineage: Eukaryota; Metazoa; Echinodermata; Echinoidea; Temnopleuroida; Toxopneustidae
Product: probable ATP-dependent RNA helicase DDX17
Exons: 13
Coding region: 129-2831 (900 amino acids)
Cellular component (GO): nucleus; cytoplasm; ribonucleoprotein complex
Molecular function (GO): ATP binding; RNA binding; RNA helicase activity
Source: RefSeq, a predicted model, not a curated record
AUGACAAAGCCAUUUCACUGCGCGCUGGUCGUACCAUCUUGCUGCUGGAACCCAAACCUUUCGUAUUGCCGGCUAAAAAGUCUAAAAACACCUUUAUUUCUCACCACUGCGUAAAACAAUUGUGAAAAAUGUCCAGAUUUGGAGACAGAGGUAGAUCUUUUGAUAGGUCUGAUAGACGAAAUGGAGGUGGUGGUAGAGGAGGAGGAGGUGGAUUCGGAGGACCACCUCGCUUUGGCAGCAGGGGCUCAGGAAUGGGUGGAGGUGGUGGCGGUGGUCUCAAAGAGAAGUUUGGACAACCAGGGGAAAAACUCAGAAAACCAAGAUGGGAUUUAACCAAACUAGCACCUUUCAAAAAGAACUUCUACAGAGAACAUCCAGAAGUAACGUCAAGGCCACUUACGGACAUUCAAGGUUUCUGCGCAGAAAAACAAAUCACAGUAAAAGGAAAAGAACCUAUGAGGCCAGUAUUUCACUUUCAUGAAGCAGGAUUUCCUGAUUAUGUUAUGGGUCAGCUGAAUCAGUGUGGUUUCCAACAUCCAACUCCAAUCCAGUCUCAGGGUUGGCCUAUAGCACUCAGUGGACGUGACAUGGUUGGCAUUGCCGCAACGGGGUCUGGGAAGACUCUUUCAUAUCUCUUGCCAGCAAUUGUUCAUAUAAAUCAUCAACCAUUCUUGGAGCGAGGCGACGGUCCUAUUGCCCUUGUUUUAGCACCAACUCGUGAGCUAGCUCAGCAAGUUCAACAAGUAGCCUUCCAGUUUGGACGUGCAUCAAAGAUCAAGAGCACAUGUGUGUAUGGUGGAGCUCCUCGAGGUCAACAGCUUAGAGAUCUUGAACGAGGUGUUGAGAUCUGUGUUGCAACCCCUGGUCGGUUAAUAGACUUCUUGGAGAAUCAGAAGACAAAUCUGAGGCGGUGUACUUACGUUGUGCUAGAUGAGGCUGAUCGCAUGCUGGACAUGGGAUUUGAGCCCCAGAUCAGGAAAAUCAUGGAGCAGAUCAGGCCGGACAGGCAAGUUCUGAUGUGGAGUGCCACGUGGCCUACAGAGGUGAAGAAAUUGGCUGAAGACUUCAUCAGGGAUUACAUCAUGGUCAACAUUGGUUCCCUCACCUUAUCAGCAAACCACAACAUUCUACAGAUCAUUGACGUGUGUGAGGAUACAGAGAAGGACAUCAAGCUCAUCAAACUAUUAGAAGAGAUCAUGCGAGAGAAGGAAAACAAAACCCUGGUCUUUGUGGAAACCAAACGCAGAACUGAUGAAUUAGUACGCAAAAUGAGACGAGAUGGGUGGCCUGCAAUGUGCCUUCACGGAGACAAGUCUCAACCAGAACGUGACUGGGUGCUUUCAGAGUUCCGAGACGGCAAAGCACCGAUCCUUGUAGCAACAGAUGUAGCAUCUCGUGGUCUAGAUGUGGAGGACAUCAAGUUUGUCAUAAACUAUGACUACCCCAAUUCAUCCGAAGACUAUGUUCAUCGCAUUGGGCGUACUGCCCGAAGCAGCCGCACUGGCACAGCCUACACCUUCUUCACCCAAGGCAACGUCAAACAGGCACCAGACCUCAUCUCAGUCCUACAAGAGGCUAAACAGGCCAUCAACCCGAAGCUGGUCUCCCUUGCUGAACAGGCCCACCGCUACGGAGGCAAAAGUCGAGGUCGCUAUAGUCGAGGUGGUGGUAGUCGAUUUGGCGGCAAGGGAGGCUUCUCUGGUGCAAGUUCAAAUGGCUUUGGUGGAGGUAAUAGGUUUGGAGCUGGUGGCGGAGGAGGCAGUAGGUUUGGUGAUAGAGCUGGAUCAGACAAUAGAAAUAGCUACAGCAAUGGCGGAAGUCAGAACGGCUACGGAGGUGGAAGCACUCGAGGUGGCUCCAGAGGUGGUGCACGCGGUGGUUCUCGAGGCGGUCAUGGAGGAUAUGGUGGAGGUAGAAAUUUUUCUAGUGGCGAUGGGCAGGGAGAUGAUAUGGGUCAGGGUCAGAAUCAGAGUAGCUUUGGUGGGUCUCCUCCCAUGAACAAAGGCCUUGGUAUGGGUGGUAAUAGGCCUGGAGGGCCACCAAGGGAUCAGAGUAGUUCUCAGGGUGGUUUUCGGGGAGGGUCUUACUCUGGACAACAGGGUGGGGCACGUAAUGGUCCGCAGGGUGGACAAGGGCUACUUGGUGCCAGUGGGCCAAUUGGAGGCCAGGGUGGUCCAGGGAGGCAGCAUGGUCAGGGUGGACCUAGUCCAAGUGGUCCAUCCCAUGGGGGUCAUGGUGGACAACAGAUGCAUAAUGCCCCACAAGGCAGUAUGGGAAGACAGGGUGGGUUUGGAGCUGCACCUCCUUCGGGAAGGCCAGUGCCUUUAAUGGGUCCUGAUUCCAUGCAACAACCACCUAUUCCUUCAGCUAACAACCCCCUAAAGCAGCAACAGAAAAGUGAGCAGCCUCCCAUUCCCCCUCCAAAUAGCCAGCGUACUCCCCUUAUGCAACAACCACCACAUCAGCAACAGCAGCGUCAGUCCGAUCAGCCACCCAUUCCUCCCCCUAACAGUCAGCGCAUGCAGCAUCAGCAGCCCCCUAUUCCCCAGUCAAAACAGCAACCUUCUAUCCCCCCACCCAACAGCCAGCGAAACAAUCCUGCGCAAAGUGCAGUCCAAGCCACACCCCCAGCAAGUGCUCCCAAACCUGCGGCAGCGAUGGGUCAAUCAGCAGCCACUAUGCCUCAGAUGGACCCUGCACAGGUGGCCCAGAUGGCACAAAUGGCACAAACUGAUCCUGCUGCUUAUGCGCAGUAUGUGCAGUACUACCAGCAGUACAUGCAAUAUUACCAACAAGUGCAGGGCGGAGCUGCAGCUCAACCUGGUCAAUAAAGAACAAUGUUUAAAAAGCUUCUUUUUUUCCUUUUUUUUUAGAAAUCAAGUUGUAGGGUGAAAAUGAUACUUGUCAUAUGGAAUGAAAGUUUCUAACCAUCCCCAACCAUUUUUGCCAAUCAAAUCAUUCCAUAUGACUUAUGAAAAAGUUUUGAGUGGAUGGCACGUUAUUGGCUCUUGUACAUAAAUUGAAUGUUUUGUAAAUAGCAAUAUUAUGAGUCACAGAGUUUUAAUGCUCUAGCAUUGUGUACAUAGGUUUCCAGCUAUAUGGAGAGCAUUGCAUUUACUUUUACCUUUUUUACCUUCAGAGAUUUAUAUUUUCUUCAGGAUCGUUCCCUUUUACGUUUUAGAGUGGGGACAAGUUCAUCUUGUGCGAUAAUGUCUGUGCCCAUUUAAAAAAACAGACAAGAGUCAUGUUGUUUCUUGGAUUUGGAAGGAGACAACUUCUUUUUGGGGAAAAAAAUAAUUUUCCUCCCUUAAUCACUGUUAGUGUUUACCUUUGUAACCUCAAAUUUAUCACUGGGACACUCAUGAUUCAACUGCAUGAAUCACCACAGGGGUCUGUACAGAUACCCAAAGCGCUCCCUCUGAGAGCAAUGCGCUAUAUCUUGUCCUUUCAAGUUGAUUCUUGUUGAGCACUUCCUUGACUCGAAAAGAAGUGUUUUUCAAGAACCUUUACAACUCCACUGAGGGCAUCCACCACAGCACUUGUUUAUAACGUGAGCGCUUGUCCUUAUCUUUCCUAUGUACUCAGGUUCAUGGCGAUCCCAAGGUGGUUAUUGAUAAAAGGUGGUGCGAAAGCUAAAGUCAGGCAUGUCCCUUUCCUGAAGAAGCAUAGACUGAACUGGCCCUGCGUGUCAUUAAUCUCCUGGAAAAUCAUCCAAGAAUUACUCUUCAUUAGGUCAUUGUCUGCUAGGUUUGAUAUUAACAUUUCUCUGACCACAUUGAAUCAUUCCACAAUUGUUCUAUGUAUGAUUGCUUCUAGAUGUAAAUAUGCAGAAGAAAUGGCAAAUUGAUCCAAAUUUUUUAGACGAAAAUGGUGUGGGGAAAAUGCAGGCUGGUUGGAAAUAGACAUGCCUGACUGCUCAGCUUGCAUGACCAAAAUGGCGAAUUUCUAGUGCAUUCUAACGAGCUUUGAUGUUGCAAUCUAGUAAGAAGAAAACAAUACCUCGAUUAACUCUUGUUUAAACCAAAUUUUUGUUGGCGCCUUUUGAACAAGCCUAGUGCAGGUGUGUUGCAUACAUGCACCCAACAUGCACUGCCACUUUUUAACUCUCGGUUGACUAGCUUGCAAUAUGUUCCCCUAUGUCAUGUGUAGUUGCAUCUUAAUAAGUAGGCACUAUUUAUUGAAGCAGUUCAGUUGUCGGGUAUUCGGUCUGCCCCUUUCUAUGUUAGUACGUAAGAAGGUGUGCAUUACCACACUUAAUAAAAAAUGAGCUCCAUAGAAAGGGGCCACCAAAGAUAAAGCAGGUGUGUGAAAUUUUUAAAGUGUUGUAUAUGUUUUCAUCAUCUGUUGGAUCUAAUUGAUCAUACACUUAGUUCAGUUUUAAUUUACUCAAGUUUACUGUUUUUCAUUCGCCCCGAUCGUAUUCCAUCAGUUGUGAAACCCAGAGUUGGCUGGUUUCAGUCUCCCAGGGGCUAGCCAAUUACAUUAUGAGGUCUUUGCAAGGAUCUUCAUCCUUGUUGCCAAUCUAUUAUGAUUCACCAUAUGAGAUUGCUUGUUAUCAUAUUACUUGCAAGUCUAUUUUAUUAAUCCAAGUUAGAUAUCCAUAGGUGCAUCAUAAUAGAUAGCAACACGAAAGAUGGUCCUUGCCAAAAUCAUUUCAUGCCAAUGGUCCCUGGAUGAACCUUGCCUGAUGGGGUCAUUCUUGGUCUACAAAUUAUCUCGACUUUUCAGGAUUGCAUGUUACAAACACGGAGCCAUGAGAGCUCUGUUUACAUGUUAUUAAAGUAUGGUGAAAUAACAGUAAUGCAGAGCAGUAAACAUAUUUUAAUCUUGUUUCCCCCUUUUUAGUGUGAAAGAAUCAUGAGAAUCGUGCCCUUUGUGUUUCAUAAAGGCAAUCAAAUGCGACCAUGUAUCGUACAUUACUCCUCUUUUGGAGUUCUCACUUAAAUUAAUGUAAAUUAUAGAAGAUUGUCAUGAUACAUUAUUUAUUAUGAUGGUUAACAUCUGUAUGCAUAAGAGUCUUGUUCCUGUUUAUUUGUUUCCCUUUAGAUGUUUAACCUCAAGAUGUAUUUUGGUAUUAUUAAUAUUGAGAAAUUAAAGUGCUUUGCACAUAACUGCUGUAAACUAAGAA